AUGGCUGAAUUAGAUCCGGAACAUCCCAGACGUUUAAUACCGGAGUUGUGUAAGCAGUUUUAUCAUUUGGGAUGGGUCACUGGAACCGGAGGUGGAAUAUCUAUCAAACGAGGAGAUGAAAUAUUCAUAGCACCAUCAGGUGUGCAGAAAGAAAGAAUGAAACCAGAUGACUUGUUUGUGCAGAAUAUUCACGGUCAAGAUUUGGAAUUACCUUCACCAGAUAAGAAACUAAAGAAAAGUCAAUGCACUCCAUUGUUCAUGCUAGCGUACACACUACGUAAUGCCGGUGCCGUCAUACACACACAUUCACCGCAUGCUGUGAGGUGUACUCUACUAUAUGACAAGGAAUUUGUUAUAACACACCAGGAAAUGAUUAAGGGUAUAAAGGAUGAAAGUUUGAAUCGUUAUCUUCGCUAUGAUGAAAAACUGAUUGUUCCUAUUAUAGAAAAUACACCGUUUGAAAGGGAUUUGGCAGAAGAUUUAAAUAAAGCAUUAAUACAAUAUCCAGGAACAAGUGCAGUACUUGUAAGACGGCAUGGAGUUUAUGUAUGGGGAGAAACAUGGCAGCAGGCUAAAACUAUGACGGAAUGUUACGACUAUUUGUUUGAAAUGGCUGUAGAGAUGAAGAAAUUGGGGCUCGAUCCUGGUCUUAACCCGGAGACUGAAAAGACAGGAUAG
Danaus chrysippus (African queen) is the source of this 678-nucleotide messenger RNA. Lineage: Eukaryota; Metazoa; Arthropoda; Insecta; Lepidoptera; Nymphalidae. The record is from the annotation of a GenBank genome assembly.